CACAGUACAAAUGAAGACGUGUGCAAUCUAGUCUUUCCUUUGGCUGCUGAAGUGCUUAAUGGUAUUCAGAAAAACCCGGAAUGCUUGAAGCGACGAGCAGGCAGAAUUAGCUGUCGAAUAAAUUAAGUGAAAGACAAUUUCAUUUUACUGAUGUAAUUGGCCGUGGAACACGUCCAGAGCUGGUAGCCAGGAUACAUCUUCUGCAGUUUAUCAGGAAGACGUUUGGAGCAUUCUGGUAAAAAAAAACACAUGACAGAAAGAAGGGGGACGUAACAGAUCCACUGUGAAAAUAAUAAUGGAUGGAGAUGAAAAUGGAGUCUUUUGCAACUUGGAACUGAAGAUUGGAGGUAAUGAUAAUGCACCUGUUGGAUGUUCUUCUGCAAAAGAGUUGAAUGUUCCUCAAUUCAAGGAAGGAAUUUCACCCACUGCUCAUUUGCAUGUUCCAUUCAAAAAGCCAAGACUUGUUGAAGAAACGUGUUCCUUGUCUUCUGGUAAUAAACCACGUUCCAAAAUAAUGGAGUCACCAGCAGACCGUCGACCUCACUUCCAGUUGAAUAACUUGACAGGAGAUCCAGGUGUAGCUGCAGGCACAAGGCCCGUUUCUUCAUAUCAAACAUCAGAUGAGAAUGAAGACCUUGAUGACUCAUUGUUGGAACUGGAGGAAGAGGAAGAUGAUGAAGAUGAUCUAACUAACUUCACAUCUGAGGAAAUAGAUGUGAUUCUCCAGGAUUCAAAUGAUGACAUUGAUAAUAACUUUGAUUCACUUAAAUGUGGUGAUGUGAACGGAAUAGGUGCUGGUGCAUUCGGUGAGCAUACACAUAAUCUCUCUUCUUUAUUUUCCCCAAGUACAUCACAUUUGCCCAAAAGCUGCCUUGUUAUUAAUGAUUUAGAAGCAAGUGAUCAAGUUGAUGCCUUGAUGACAAAUGUUUCUACAUUGAAAGUGGAUGAAAAGAUUAAUCAAAGUGUCAAGUCUGAAAAGCAUAACCAAAAUUCUAUUUACGAAAUUACUGAAAUAGAGAAAUCAGAGGAGCUGUAUCAUAUAACAGUCGAUAGCAUUGCCGUGGUAAUUCCUCUGCAAGGUAGUGCAGAUGAACACUCAGAUGAGAGAGACCACACACCAAGCAGCAGUGAAGCAGAUCCUGAAACUCAGGAUGCUGUCUUGUCCGGAUCUUCAUCAAGCAUACUUAAGGAAGACGAUAAUUCAACACUGGAACAAGAUAUUUCUGAAGAAAAGGCUGCAGAUGGAAGAGUAAAAGACACUGACGUUCCUGAAUGUGGGGAAGAGGAAGUCCCUGAGGUAAAGGAUCCCGGAAAGCACCAGCAGAGUGCUGGAGAAUCUUCACAAGAAAUGGAACCACGGAAAUGCAGCCCAUCAGAAACAGGCAGAACACAUCUCGCAACAAGGCAGAAAACAAGAUUAAAUCCUGUAUUUAGUAAGGAGUUGGAACAAGAGAAACAACAAUAUCUUAAGAGUGUUUUCCACCACGUGAAGGGGCAUUAUGAGAAUCAAGGACUGAUGGAAGAAUUACACUCCCUGAUGGAUAAGGAGGCUGCUAGACGUUAUUACACAUCUUGGCAAAGCAAGUCAGACCUCACUGUCAGAAAUUAUAUGAAACGGCAUAGGUCCCAACGCAAGAUUGAUUUGCGCGAAUGGGCAAUGAGGAGUGGGGAAGCUCCUCGCUUCCUUAAGUUUGUACAAUCUCUCCAACAUGGUCCUCAUUCCUAAGUUGCACAGCCGAGAAGCUGUUAUAUUCCUCGGACAUUCAUGGCACAAAGUUUUAGAUUCAGUCUGUCUAUGUGCUUGUGUCUAAAGUUUCUGAUGGUUGCUUAUAUUCUGAAGCAUGAUCCUGUGCUUGAUAGAGAAGCAUCAUUGUUUAGUUUUAAAAGUAUGGGUGUUUGAUUUAAGGGUAUAGAUACGUACUUUCCUGUAGGAAUGGGGAAUGGAGGUGGUUGGGGAGGUGCUAAAAGCUAUGUUCUGUACUGUGCCUUAAGAACAGAAGACUCUCAGGAAAAUUGGAUGAACGUAAGCAUUUACUAUUUUCAUUUUGAAGCAGCAUAUGCAAUUAUACACCGCCAUUAACAAGUCUAAAGGAGUAGCAAUUGAGAGACAUCAGAAUUUUUAUCAACUGUGUUUAAUCCUCAACACAAUAAUGUCUGUUCUUGCAAAUGAGAACCUAAAUUGUAGAUUACCUGAAAAAUUCAGUUUUAUUAAUGAAAGUAGUAAUUUUAGAAAUUUGGUCAUUUAGAAGCAAAAUUCUACAGGUCUACGUUGCAUUAUUCAGUAUUUUAUGAAGGUCCUACCAGGCAUUAGAUUACAUGAUUACGGUUUCAAAGCUGUAGUAAUUUUGGUCAUGAUAUGUGCAAAACAAUUGUGCUCGUCUGCGAAACUUUCAUACGAUGGAAAAGAAAGCACUGAAUACCUUUUAACCCUAUAUCUCAUUCCUUCAGAGUUCAGUGCCGUCUUGAGUGUUGGUUAUGUUUGAUGACCUUUUAAAUUCUGCACACUUGGAUCUGAAGGGAAAUGAUUUGAUAACAACUGUUUAUUCAUAGUCUAAUGGUUUUGGUUCAUUCAGUGCACUUCUGUCAGUCCCAUAGAGGAGUCUUAAGCACUGUUGUCAACAAUAUUAAUGAGAAUGUUACCAGACUUACACCACAUACCAUGGUUCUGAAGAAGCUUCGUGUUUGCGUUUUGGAUUGUGUUACAUUUAUCUUGUAGUUUAAAAAAAGUGCAAUUUACCUACAGACCUCAUUGAAAAAGCUGCAUGGUCAGAAAAGUAUUUCCUUUAUUUACUGUGCCUUAAGAUAAAGAAUUGUAAUUUUUAAGUAUUUUUUGAAAUGUUAAACCUGCUCUUUCAAAUCACUGACCCUUUAUACUUUCUAUGAUAACUGAUAGUUAUUCAUUCACCAUCUGACAAUGUAAAUAGUGCUGAAUGGCCUUUGAUUAUUCUGCCUUCUCAUGCUUGUAUGAUCAAUUUCUUGCUGUUCUGUAGCAAUGUUUUUAUGCCUUGUUUGUUUAUGUAUCGGCCUUUAAUUGGUGAAGGCCAUGAUUGUAUCUUGAGUGUGAAUUGAUUUUACCGUACACUGAUAUUGUUACAGUUUAACGUUCAAGGCUCAAACUGAUUGUCAGCUAAUGCUACAUCAUGCCAUUGUCGAGGAAAAUUCCCUGUGAAUCAGACAGAUACAAAUAAUGGCAGCAAAAUAGUUUUAAAAACAAUCUUGGCAAUUGUGUGGGUGACUGCUGUGUAGUGUGAAAGUAUGAUGGUAAUCUUGCACUGUUGUAUAGCAAUUUAAAUCUUGAUGUAAUUUAUUUGGUUGUUAAAAUGUUAUAUUAUCCAACAUUUAUCAUUACAGCAGUCCUCAACAGGUGGGUGGCUCUACCAGAGCCGCCUCCUGCAUUCUCAGCUCCUGGCUUCUACCUCCAGCCCUCACCUGCCUGAAUUUUUCCAUGUCUUACUGAUCUUGAAAGUCAAGAGCAAUCACUCAAAGCAGGUUGGAGCCUGUCCUUGGUGAAUCACACCACAGAGGGGUUGCAAGUCGCAGAUCUCUCCUGCGAAGUGAAGGGUCGGGGAGGCCUCUAGUUGGUUAGAGACACUUUGGUUCGCAUGAAAGAAGGGGACAGUGAGGCCUAAUGAUUUUGUGAAACAAAACCAGUAUUGAAUAACAGCUUUUAUUUUGAAUUGCAUACAGAUAUGUUGGUGGGUGACUAAACGAGUGUAUUUGUGUUCAACAUGCCUAUCCAAAAUCCAUUGUUUGAGAGUUUUCAGGGUGGUACCUGAUGAUAUCAUAGAAAAGAAAGUUCUGCUUGAGUGCCUGAUUUUCUGGCUUUAACGAUUGAAGUCAAAGGAGGAGGUGACUGAGAGAAAUGUAAGUUUGAAAGGUAGUUAGAAUGCAUUUCACUUAAGCAAUUUAUUUAAAGUGAAGAUUUGUUGCAAUCUCUUAAUGCUUUGAUAUACAUACAUCCCAGACUGCUUAGAAGUAAAAUACAUCAAUUAAUAAAGGGUUUACUGGAAAAUUCUAGAUCAACUUCUAGGAAAUUAUUUCACAGGCUAUGAAAACUUAUUUGCUUACUGCCCGUUAUGCCGCUGGUGUUUAGGCAGCAUUAAAGGUCCCCCAUUUCUGUCUUUAUAGAAGGAUUCUUCAUUGCUGUUUUCAUAAUUGUUUUUGACAAAUCAAGGUUGUUAGCUCUGAGCUGAACCCCCACACCUUGAGGACUGGUGGACUACUCUUACCCUGGCCUCUAUCCUUUGACUUGUUUGACAUGGGUGACCCUACCGAGAGCCAACGCUGUUUCACCAUGUCACUCACCAGCAAUACAGAUUGCAUAAUGAAAAGUUUUCAUUGUUGUCCCUUAUUGAUUUCGGCAUCUUCCAGUCAUUUUUGCCAGUUUUAUAUUUCUUCAGAUGUUCAAUUAAAGAUGUUUUCUAAAUGUUUGCCAAUUGUGCUUUCUUUUCAGCUGUUAACUGAAUGACACAUUCUAGAGUUUGUGACGGUUUAUUCUGACUGAAUAGCUUAUACAAAUUAUACAUACAGUACAGUCUUAGGCACAUAUACGUAGAUAGUGUGCCUAAGACAUUCGCACAGUACUGUAGUAAUUUUGUGUAUUGCACUGUAUUACUGCCACAAAAAAUAAAGAAAUUUC
This is a messenger RNA of Mobula hypostoma (lesser devil ray), 4639 nucleotides long. RefSeq names its product S100P-binding protein-like. The transcript is spliced from 6 exons. Lineage: Eukaryota; Metazoa; Chordata; Chondrichthyes; Myliobatiformes; Myliobatidae. The record is from RefSeq and is a predicted model, not a curated record. Gene Ontology annotation, molecular function: calcium-dependent protein binding. Bases 296 to 1726 code for a protein of 476 amino acids.